Paramormyrops kingsleyae is the source of this 4809-nucleotide messenger RNA. NCBI's taxonomy places the organism in Eukaryota, Metazoa, Chordata, Actinopteri, Osteoglossiformes, Mormyridae. The record is from RefSeq and is a predicted model, not a curated record.
UAAUGUGGGCGUGACGAUGUUACGCAGUAGAAGUUCGCGGAGUCACCGUUUUGAAAGAUUUAAGGCGGUGUUCGGGUUCGGCUUCGCUCUUCUCAGUGAUAAGUGAGACAAGCUUUGCAGAAGUUUUAUUUCAGCCGACGGACACGCGCAAAGAGGACGCGCGCGUGGCUCUCUUUUCACUUUCGUCGUAGGAUGACAUUCUGAAGAGAAGAUAAAGCUUAAAUUAACAGAGGGGAAACAUGACCAAGAUGGAAGUGAAAACGUCACUUCUUGACGAUAUGAUAGGAGUGGGGGAUAUGGUCCUCCUGGAGCCUCUGACCGAAGACUCCUUUAUUCAAAACCUCAAGAAUCGCUUUGACCGUGAUGAGAUCUAUACUUACAUUGGCAGUGUGGUCAUCUCCAUAAAUCCUUAUAGGUCACUGCCAAUCUACACAGCAGACAAGGUGGAGGAAUACCGCAACAGAAACUUCUAUGAGCUCAGCCCACACGUCUAUGCCCUGGCUGAUGAGGCCUACCGGUCACUGAGAGACCAGGAUAGAGACCAGUGUAUCCUCAUCACAGGGGAGAGUGGAGCAGGGAAGACAGAGGCCAGCAAGCUGGUGAUGUCAUAUGUGGCAGCUGUGUGUGGGAAAGGUGCUGAGGUCAACAAGGUGAAGGAGCAGCUGCUUCAGUCCAAUCCUGUGCUGGAGGCUUUUGGGAAUGCAAAAACUGUAAGAAAUGACAACUCUUCUCGAUUUGGGAAGUACAUGGAUAUUGAAUUUGACUUUAAAGGUGACCCUUUGGGUGGAGUAAUUAGCAACUAUCUUCUGGAGAAGUCUCGGGUUGUCAGGCAGCCCAGAGGAGAGAGGAACUUCCACAUAUUUUACCAACUCCUCUCUGGAGCAUCAGAUGACUUACUGAAAAAACUAAUGCUGGAAAGAAACUUCUUCAAAUACAACUACCUGAGUCUUGAUUGUGCUGUGGUCAAUGGGCUGGAUGACGCUGCCAACUUUCGGAGUGUCAGGAAUGCUAUGCAGAUUGUUGGCUUCAUGGAGAGUGAGGUACAUUCUGUGCUGGAGUUGGUGGCUGCUGUGCUAAAGCUGGGCAAUAUUGAGUUUAAGUCAGAAUCACGUGUCGAUGGUUUUGAUGAGAGCCGGGUGAAGGACAAGAAUGACCUGAAGGAAAUGUGUGAGUUACUGGGUAUUGACCAGUUGAUACUGGAAAGGGCCUUCAGUGUCCGGACUGUGGAAGCCAAACAGGAGAAGGUGUCUACCACCCUCAAUGUGGCCCAGGCCUACUAUGCCCGAGAUGCUCUCGCCAAAAAUCUUUAUAGUCGACUGUUCAGUUGGUUGGUGACCAGGGUAAAUGAAAGUAUCAAGGCUCAAACCAAAGCACAAAAGAAAGUGAUGGGGGUCUUAGAUAUUUAUGGCUUUGAAAUUUUUGAGAAUGGAGACAACAGCUUUGAGCAAUUCAUCAUCAACUACUGCAAUGAGAAACUUCAGCAAAUCUUUAUUGAGCUGACUCUGCGGGAAGAACAAGAGGAGUACGUUAGAGAGGGGAUUGAAUGGACAAACAUUGAAUACUUCAACAAUGCAAUGAUCUGUGACCUCAUUGAAAAUAACAAGAAUGGGAUCCUAGCCAUGCUUGAUGAGGAGUGUCUGCGCCCUGGAAAUGUGUCAGACGAGACCUUCCUAGACAAGCUCAACACAGUCUGCGCUAAGCACCAAUGCUUUGAGAGCUGUCACAGCAAGAACUCAAAGUUCCUCACUGACCGCAGCUUGCCUCGCAACUGUUUCCGCAUUCAGCAUUAUGCUGGCAAGGUGUUGUACCGCGUGGAAGGAUUUGUAGACAAGAAUAACAACUUGCUUUACCGUGACCUUUCCCAAGCAAUGUACAAGGCUAACCACAGUCUGAUUAAGCUGCUCUUCCCUGAGGGAGAACCUAGUAAAGUCAACUUGAAAAGGCCACCUACUGUCGGCUCCCAGUUCAAAGCCUCAGUAGGCACAUUGAUGAGGAAUCUGCAAACCAAAAACCCCAACUACAUUCGAUGCAUAAAGCCUAAUGACAAAAAGGCAGCCCGCCUCUUCACAGAGAUGUUGGUGUGCCAUCAAGUGCGUUACUUAGGCCUCAUGGAGAACGUCCGUGUGCGCCGUGCUGGCUAUGCCUUUCGCCAGCCCUAUGAACCUUGCCUGGAGCGGUACAAGAUGCUUUGCAAACAAACUUGGCCUCAGUGGAGGGGUCCAGCCAGGGAAGGAGUGGAGGUGCUUUUAACCAGCUUGCAGAUCCCAAAGGAGGAGUUCUCCUAUGGACAUACCAAGAUCUUCAUCAGGAACCCCAGAACGCUCUUCACACUGGAGCUGAAGAGGAAGCAGUGUCUGGAGGAUCUGGCCACACUGAUUCAGAAGAUCUACCGUGGCUGGAAGAGUCGUAAAUUCUUCCUGCUCAUGAGGAAGAGCCAGAUCAUUGUGGCAGCCUGGUAUCGCAGAUAUGCACAAAAAAAGAAAUACCAGCAGAUCAAGAUCUCAACUGUUGUGGUACAGUCUUACAUCAGAGGAUGGAAGGCUCGGAAGACACUUCGUGAGCUAAAAUACCAGAAAAGAUGCAAUCAAGCAGUGACUACUAUUUCAGCAUAUUGGCACGGGCAACAAGUCCGUCGGCAAUACAGAAAGUUCUUUAAAUCCAAUGCAGGAAAGAGGAUAUGCAACUUCAUCAUUCAGAGAACUAUGCAAAAGUACUUCCUGGAGUUGAAGAAGACACUUCCUUCUAUGUCACCCACUGACAAGUCCUGGUCUCCCCACCCCUGUCGGUUCAUGGAGGGAGCAGACAAAGAGAUUAGGAGAAUAUUUCAUCUCUGGAAGUGCAAGAAAUACAGGGACCAAUUCACAGAACAAAGAAAGGCCAUCUAUGAGGAAAAGCUGGCAGCCAGUGAGAUCUUUAAGGACAAGAAGGCUCUGUACCCUAGCAGUGUCAGCCAGCCAUUCAAAGGGGACUAUUUAGAAGUCAACCAAAGCCCCAAAUAUAAAAAACUCAAAAGCAUGCUGGAGGAAAAAGUCAUCCUAUCAGAUGUGGUCAACAAAAUCAACAGGGCCAAUGGCAAGGGAGUGGCACGAACAUUUCUGCUGACCAAAAACAACUUCAUCUUGGCUGAUCAUAAAACUGGCCAUUUUAAGGCCAAGGUUCCUCUGGUAGAUCUCCGCAGUAUGUCGGUCAGCAGGCUAACUGAUGGCUUCUUCGCUUUGCAGUUUAAGGAGGGCUCUGCUUCAGCAGCCAAAGGGGACUUUUUGUUGAGCAGCGAACGGCUGAUUGAGAUUAUAACCAAGCUGCACUGUAUCACAGGCUCACCUGCAGAGAGGAACCAGAUCAACAUCCACAUUUUAGAUGAGUUUGUAGUUCAUUUCAAACAGGAAAAGGUGUGUGUGAAGUUCAUCCAGGGUGAACUCAAGAAUGACAGCAGUGCCGCAUGCAAGCGCAGAAACAAUCGCCUUCUGGAGGUGUCUGUGCCUUCUCUGUAGAGACAAUUUAACAACUGAGUACCUCUUCUGCAGUCUUUUCCUCAUAGGUUACUGUACUUUUAUCAACUGAAAUAAAUAUGAAAUUAUGAUGGUACCAGUGUACCAGAGAGGGGAAAAACUCUGAAAACCUCCCGAAAUUGGCAUUUUCAAUAAUAUUAAAACUGGAAAUCAUUUUCCCUCAUCCUUGUCACCUUUAAUAGGAAAAGAAUCAAUGAAAAAAUUAGUAAAUCCAGGCCAGGUUAACCAGAUGUAAAUAAAAAUAAUACAUGAAACAAAAGGUAUUCUCCUUGUCUAGAAAUACUAUACUUGGUCAAACUUAAAUUUGUAUCUAAAACAAAAUGGUUAUGUACAUUAUUUCCAGUAUACUUCAUGUUGGAAUUUAUUGUUGCAUGAAACAUAAUUCGAUAAUGCUGUGUUGUAUUUAAUAUUACAGACUACAUGUUUUUUAUUAUUUACAUCUUAAUUCAUCUAGCUAUUUAUUUGACAGGUGUGAUGUUCAGGGAUAAAUGACCCAAAAGUUCCACAUAGGAUUGACAAUGUUCUUGUAACAGCACAUAGUUUGAUCUCUGUAAAAUGCCUCUUUAGACAACCCAUACCUGCUAAACUCAAAGUCACGGGGUAUGGAACUAUCAAAAGAUUGUACAGUUUUUACAAAAAUUGUCAAGCAGCAGCAAUAGGAUUGGGAUGCUCUGUUUCACUUGCUGUAACAUGUGAUACCUGUACAAGACAACUACAUUUAGAAGAAGUUGGCCAGUGACACCAUACUUGUGAUAUUCCUUUUGAUUUUACUGUUGCCAAGGCAAUGAAUAACCUAUGGGUAUGGGAGGCUGUUUGGCAUGGGCUUUCUGUUUUGAAAUAAUGCAAACUUUUCUAAGUAUAGCUCACAGCUUUGCACUUUGCAAUAUCUGCAAAAAAAAGUCUUUAAGUAAAUGUGCAUAUCUUUCUCCAGUCAAAUCAUGUCUACAUAGAAGUGCUCCACAUUAAAGUUUAUGAUCUUUUACUGGAUAUAAUUACAUUAAAACAAUUAGUCAUUAUGAAAAUAAACUGCACCAAUGAUAAUCUCUCUACUCUUUACACUAAACACUAAAUCAACUGCAAAAGCUUGUUAAAUCUAGAGUAGCUUCCAUUAUGUAAAUGUACUGGUGCAUUAAGUAAAUCUUUUCCUCAUUUGUUCAAAACAUCUGGGAAGUGUUCAUGCAGUAUGCAUACCUUCAUUCUCAAAAAGUAACCAUAUUGUAACUAAUUUAACUGUGUUUCUAACUGCAAUUCAUUUAAAUAAAAUCAAUGGAAAAUAAAACUUUGGCAAAUGCACAACACA